AUGAUCGGCAAUCGACGCAGUCAGCUCCGAGGAGGUGUCCUCGGCGGUCGAGGCUACGGACUUGGUCUAGGAAGCAACCUGAGCCCUCUGAGCCCUCUGGGCCUGGUGGGACAACGUCGUGGUUAUGGGGGCCUCGGGAGUUAUGGCUAUGGCAACGCUGGCGCACUAGGUGCUCUGGGUGGACUUGGCCGACGCUCCCUCCUCGGCGGAGCUUUGCAAGCUGGAGGACUCGGUCUGCGAGCUGGAGGGCUUGGUGGGGGGCUUGGUGCAGGAGUACUUGCUAACAAAGUCGGUCUUGGUCUUGGUCUUGGUCUUGGAGGGCUUGGUGUAGGAGUGCUUGCCAACAGAGGGGUCCAUGGUCUUGGUGGACCGUCGCUCGGUGCAGAACUUGCACUGUUGCGAGGACAGCGCGUAAGUAACCGCGCUCCCUGUGAGCUUAUCGAAUCUACGGGCGCCCACGUCUGUCAAAAUUGCUCUCAGCGAGGUGAUAUCAAUGAUCCCUUCGGACAAGCACCAUGUGUUUGCGGCCUCUGUGACUGGGGAUCAGGGAAUGAAGUUGACGUUGACGCGUGUUGGUGGGUUGGGUGGGCUCGGGGUUGGAGCGUACCGAUUCGGAUACCCGUAGUCUGCGAUUCGCCGCAACCCACUAUACAUUCGCCUCUACGCCACGGCUUCAGCACCAUGAACAGUUUUGUCUCUUCUGGUAUCAGUCUUUUACAUUUCUAUGCUUGA
Molecule: messenger RNA, 732 nt
Organism: Mollisia scopiformis
Lineage: Eukaryota; Fungi; Ascomycota; Leotiomycetes; Helotiales; Mollisiaceae
Exons: 3
Coding region: 1-732 (243 amino acids)
Source: RefSeq, a predicted model, not a curated record